Molecule: messenger RNA, 2217 nt
Organism: Cornus florida
Lineage: Eukaryota; Viridiplantae; Streptophyta; Magnoliopsida; Cornales; Cornaceae
Product: receptor-like protein EIX1
Exons: 2
Coding region: 1-2217 (738 amino acids)
Molecular function (GO): protein binding
Source: RefSeq, a predicted model, not a curated record
AUGGGUUACUCUAAAUUUGGACUUGGUAUCGACUAUGGUGCUAGAAUGUGGUUGUUAGGAUCAUCUGCCAAGUGCAUUGAGAGGGAGAGGAAAGCACUUGUCACCUUCAAACAUGGUCUCAAUGAUCCUUCUGGUAGACUUUCUUCUUGGAAGGGUGAUGAUUGCUGCCGAUGGAGUGGCGUCAGAUGCAACAACAUAUCCGGACAUGUCGUCAAGCUCGACCUCAGAAACUCAUUUCCAAUACCCAGCGUUGAGGAUUAUAAUUCAUUGCAGUUCUAUGAAAAGAUGACCUAUGAAUCACAAUACCAACGGUCUCUUUUGAGAGGUAACAUAAGUUCUUCUUUGCUUCAGUUGAAAUAUUUGAAUUAUUUGGACUUGAGCGUCAAUUGUUUUGAAGGAAUUCAAAUUCCUAAAUUCUUGGGUAUGUUUGAGCACUUGAAAUAUCUCAAUCUCUCUUCUUCAUUCUUUUCGGGAGAGAUUCCACCUCAUCUUGGAAAUCUAUCCAACCUGAGAUAUCUUCAUCUUGGUUUUGAUACAAUAUUCACUGCAAAUUUGGAAUGGCUCUCACAUCUCUCAUCUUUGAAAUACCUUAAAAUGGAAAACAUUGGAGUCUAUGACACUGAUUGGCUACAAUCAAUCAAUAUGCUUCCUAACCUUGUGGAGUUACACUUGCCUUCGUGUUUUCUACCGAGCCUUCCACUCUCACUCUCGUUCGUGAACUUAACUUUGCUUUCAGUCCUUGAUAUCUCUGGUAAUGUGUUUAACUCCUCAAUACCAAACUGGUUGUCUAAUCUUACGAUCCUCACGGAACUUCAUCUCAGCACAAAUCACUUCAAUGGAGCCAGUCCGAGAGAAUUUGUGAACUUCGAGUCUUUGGAAGACCUUGAUUUGUCUGACAAUGAUUUCAAAGGUCAAAUACCAAGAUUUUUUGAAAAUCUUUGCAAACUUAAAAUUUUAGACCUUUCUACAAACAAUUUCAACAGUGGGGUGGUUGAGUUUUUUGGUGGAUUCUCAGGCUGUCCAACCAAUAGCCUAGUAUCACUAAAUUUAGGGUCUAACUCUUUUGGAGGGGAACUGCCUGAUUCAAUAGGAAGAUUUAAGAAUCUUCAACAUUUGUACCUCUUUCAAAACUCCUUCUGGGGUUCAAUUCCAACAUCGAUUGGAAAUUUGUCAAACUUGCAAGAAUUGGACAUGUCCGAAAAUGAGAUGAAUGGAUCCAUUCCUUUUGGACAACUCUCAAAUCUCAUAAAACUAAAUCUCAAUUGGAAUUCAUGGGAAAGUGUUGUAACAGAAGCUCAAUUGAUAAAUCUCACAAGAUUAGAAUAUUUAUCAAUAAGAUUAGCGGACAAUGUCACAUCCUUGGUUUUCAAUGUGACAUACGAAUGGAUACCCCCUUUCAGGCUAGAGUAUCUUGAGCUAAAAAAUUGCUUAGUGGGCCCUAGAUUCCCAAUAUGGGUUCAAGUUCAAAGUGAUCUCGCUCAUGUGGUACUAAAAAAUGUUGGAAUUAUAGAUACCAUACCUGAGCAAUGGUUUUCCAUGUUAUCUUCCAAAGUCACCUAUUUGGAUGUAUCUGGCAACCAAAUAAAUGGGAAGCUACCAAUCCAUUUAGCAUAUCCAAAUCUACACUAUUUGGAUUUGAGUAAUAAUCGUUUUGAGGGUUCCCUUCCAUUAUGGUCCACUAAUGUUUCUGUGCUUUAUAUUAACAACAACUCAUUUGCGGGACCGAUUCCAUCAAAUAUUGCUGAAUUGAUGCCGCGAUUGCGUCUUUUCUAUAUGUUUGAGAAUCGUCUCAGUGGUACAAUUCCAUCAUCGAUUUGUACAAUGGAAGAUUUGGAAUAUCUUAUCCUCAGGACUAAUCAAUUAUCUGGAGAAAUACCUCAGUGCUGGAAUGAAUCACAAAAUUUAAUCUUCAUGGAUGUAGCGAGCAAUAAUCUAUCAGGUAACAUUCCAAGCUCAUUGGGUUUGUUGAGUUCUCUUAAGGUAUUAAUGUUGAGCAACAAUCAUCUACAAGGGGAAAUUCCUCCAUCCUUGCAAAAGUGCAAUUUGACAUUGAUUGAUCUUGGAGGAAACAAAUUGUCAGGAAAAUUACCUUUGUGGAUAGGAGAACGUGCCACUGCACAAAUACUUCGGUUGACAAUGGUGCAAUCUCACAAAUCUUCACACCCUAGAUCUUGCAUGCAACAACCUUUCUGGAGUUAUUCCUCAUUGUUUGGGUAA